AUUAGGGAUAAAUGAUGCAACCGGAGAACAAUGGGAUUGAAUGGAGAGGGGAUUCAGGGCUACAAGACGGAGCCGAUGCAACAAAUGUCAAAGGGGGUUUAGUCGGUGGGUACUACAAUGCCGGUGACAACACUAAGUUCCAUUUCCCGAUGUCAUUCGCCAUGACAAUGUUGAGUUGGAGUGUGAUCGAGUACCAGCACAAGUACAAGUCUAUCAAAGAGUAUGAUCAUGCUCGCGAACUUAUUAGAUGGGGAACUGAUUACUUGCUUCGUACUUUCGACUCCUCGGCUUCUAUCAUUGACCACAUUUAUGCCCAGGUGGGUGGAUCUCAAAACGGUUCAACUACACCCGAUGAUCAAACGUGUUGGGAGAGACCUGAAGACAUGGAUUACAAGCGGCCCACACAAGUUAUUACAGCUGGCGCCGAUCUUGCUGGAGAAAUGGCGGCUGCAUUGGCCGCAGCGUCCAUAGUGUUUAAAGACGACGUUGCAUACUCUAAGAAGCUUGUGCAAGGUGCCUCUACAGUAUGGACAUUUGCUAGAAACGCUGGCAAGCGUAGCACAUACUCUAGAGGCAACCUUUUCAUAGCACCCUACUAUAACUCCACAGGGUACUAUGACGAGUACAUGUGGGGUAGUGCCUGGAUGUACUGCGCCACAGGCAACUCUAGCUACCUACGGUUAGCUACGUAUAUAGGGACAGCUAAACAUGCGAAAGCUUUGACUGAUGACCCUACACAACGGGUUUUUAGUUGGGAUAACAAGUCACCUGCCGCUAUGCUCUUGUUAACAAGGGUUCGCUUGUUCUUGAACCCUGGGUACCCUUAUGAGGACUUGUUACGUCGCUAUCACAAUGCUACCUCGAUCACCAUGUGCUCGUACCUUCAACGAUACCAAGUCUUUGACCGGACUCAAGGGGGGCUAAUUGAACUCAGCCAAGGAGGGUCUCAAAAUCUACAAUUCGUCGUCAAUGCUGUGUUUUUGGCGUCACUUUAUGCGGAUUAUUUAGAAGCUGCUAAUUCUCCUGGCUCUUAUUGUGGCACUACGUUUAUUCCAUUGAAUACACUCCGGGAAUUUGCCACUUCUCAGAUGGACUAUAUUUUGGGUAAAAAUCCGAUGAACAUGAGCUAUGUGGUGGGACACGGUGAUAAAUUCCCGACACAUGUUCACCAUCGAGGGGCAUCAAUACCAAAUGACAAUAUUACAUACUCAUGCCAAGACGGGGUUCAAUGGUUGUAUUCUGAUAAACCUAACCCACACAACAUCACGGGUGCCAUGGUUGGAGGUCCAGACCGACUUGAUAAGUUUAUAGAUGUGCGUACGAAUUCUAGCUAUACCGAACCCACCUUAGCCGGUAAUGCAGGUUUGGUUGCUGCACUUGUGUCGCUCACUGCAGCCGCAGGUGAUGGUGUCGACAAGAACUCUAUAUUUUCAGCUAUCUCACCGUUGUAUCCUAUGGCUGCAGCACCUUCACCACCAUGGAAACCGUAAAAACAAAACACAUGUGUAUACACACGUAUACAUAUAUUAUAUAUCACGUAAAUCAUACAUAUACAUGAAUCGACAAUGUUUAGUUCCAAGACAAAGUUAAGAUAAUAUGAUGUUAUGAUGUUCCAAACAUGAGAAAGCGUGCCUUGACAACCAACACGUGUUUAUCCCAUUUGCUUUUGAUACUUUUGGUUUUCUGACGCCAGAGG
Molecule: messenger RNA, 1696 nt
Organism: Helianthus annuus (common sunflower)
Lineage: Eukaryota; Viridiplantae; Streptophyta; Magnoliopsida; Asterales; Asteraceae
Product: endoglucanase 12
Exons: 3
Coding region: 12-1490 (492 amino acids)
Biological process (GO): carbohydrate metabolic process
Molecular function (GO): hydrolase activity, hydrolyzing O-glycosyl compounds
Source: RefSeq, a predicted model, not a curated record